AUCUUUCAAAUACCCACAAUUUAUUUCCUACAAUGAAAAAUUCUAAUAAAACUGAGAAAAUAUGCUCGUGUCCCGUUGAAACCACAACAACACAUCGUGAACAUUUUUUGCCCUAUGGGAAAAUUACAAUGCCUAUAAGAGCCAAAUUGCAGAAACCUUGCGAUAUAGAAUUAAUAAGCGGUCACAUUGCUAAUAAUUUACAAUGGAAUAAUCAACAAAUUAAAAGUAAAAUAUGGCCAGAGAUGCAAUUGAACGCUGAAAAUUAUGAAGAUUUUUUAAAACGUUUUAAAUAUUGCAAAAAAGAUUUAUUUAAACUUUAUAUCGAAUCACCAAAAACAGACAAGAAAAUAAUUGAUGAAAUCUUUAAAAAUAUCAACAAGACAUCGUAUCAACUUGUAUUCUCACCUGAAGUAUUUACUCCAUCGACUGAAAAGAGACGUUUUGCAAAAUUAGAGAAACAACCAGUUCGUAUGAAGUAUGAGGAGACAACAUAUCGUACAUAUUUUGAACGUAUUAAAGAAUUGGAAAAUUUUAAAGAAAUAUGGCAGGGAGUGGCAUUAAAGGAAAAUAAACUUGAAUUAAAAAAUGAUUUAAAAAAAAUUCUUCAUUGUGGUCGUACUACAUAUCACGAUGAAAUAUCAUUAUUGGGUAAACUCUACACAAAGCCAACAAUGCCGGGUCCAAUUGAUCGUUAUACAUUGAGAAAAAUCUAAAUAGAAUUGGUAAUAAAAUACUUACACUUUUUCCCAUUCAUGAAAUAAUGGCAAAAUUUUUGUUGAAUGGGGAACUGGUACAAAAAUCAUUGAGUAUUUGAGAAAAAUAUUAGUGUCCUGAAAAUUAAUUACAAUAAUGUAUUAUCAUUAGACGUUAAUAUUAAAAUAAACAUUGUAUUGAAUUCAACUAA
Messenger RNA from Lucilia cuprina (Australian sheep blowfly), 904 nucleotides. RefSeq lists its product as uncharacterized. The transcript has a single exon. The record is from RefSeq and is a predicted model, not a curated record. NCBI's taxonomy places the organism in Eukaryota, Metazoa, Arthropoda, Insecta, Diptera, Calliphoridae. The coding region runs from base 33 to 713 and encodes 226 amino acids.